This is a messenger RNA of Racocetra persica, 1755 nucleotides long. NCBI's taxonomy places the organism in Eukaryota, Fungi, Glomeromycota, Glomeromycetes, Diversisporales, Gigasporaceae. The record is from the annotation of a GenBank genome assembly.
UCCUUCGGAAUGGAAUAUUGAGGAUUUUCUAAAGAAUUGUAAAGAGCAGAAAACAACAAGAGCGAAGAUAGGAAUUUACAUUACGUGUUUGAAUAAAAUCCUUAAUGAUGAGAAUGAGGAAAACCAGAGGCGUGAGACAGCACAGAAGUUGCUCAAUAAAUAUCGAACGCCUUUAUGCCGACUCAAUUCUGGUACCACUGGGGCACAGGUGACCUUUAUGCUCGCCUGCUGUUCAAGCCUUUAUGCCGACCUGGGUGAUAAAACUGACCGAAAACUCGCCAAGAAUUGGGAGUUGAAUCGUGAACCGGAGAAAAUACCAUCGUUUAACAUUUACAAUACAUUUUCGGGAGGUACUCAAACGAUUGGAACCGUCAACGACAGAACUUUCAUUACUGGGUCGUCUAAAAGAGAUGAUGAUAAUCAGACUAAGCAAACAAAGCGAGUACUUUUUCAUGAAAAGGGAUCAUCAGGAAAAGGGAGGGAUAUAUUGCCUAAUGGGACGAAAAUUAAAAAGCCAGCUCCUUUGAACCUUAUACCAUCGGAUGAAGACUCCUCUGACGAUGACGAUUCCUCCCAAGUAGAUGACUAUUCCUCUCAAAUAGAUGAUGAUUUCCAUCAAGCAGAUUACUACGAUCAUGAUGAUGAUAGCGAUGAAGAAGACGCACCUACCCCAGAAGAAUCUCUCAAUUCCAAUACAUCCGCCAAUGCGAUGGCUAUUAAAAGGAAGAAAAGAUUAUCAGCCGUAGAGAAAGCAAUAUUGCGCUAUGGCGCAUCACGAAUAAUUGAUUUAUCGGCGCACAUGAAACAAUGGUUUUCUCUCGAAGAUAGAAGAUUCAUGAUGAAAGAUCACAUGUCUUUAUUACAAGUUCCCGACCUGACAGACGAAGAAAGUUCCUUUAUCACAACUAUCGAGAAUAUGGUAAUCGAAAAAAGAAUAAACGAAGCAUACGAAUUUUGCGUUAAAAAGUUUACUAGCUCUGACGCGAACAGCUAUGUGCGCAAGAUCAGCAAAAUAUAUUUAGAUUUAAGCGAAGAUGGUGAUAUGUUGGAUCCUGCACACACUGAGAUUGACAUUAUAUUAAAAGCAUGUUCAUAUAUCGUUGAAGGCCUGAGGAAGAAUCUGGUAGUAAAACAAAGAUGGGGAGAGUCGUUCUGCCCAUUGAGCAGAAACACGGACUAUAAAAAUGGUCGCAAGUGCGACGUGCGCUUCUUAUCACCAUCAGGAGUAGACCUUGGAGAAUGGGAGUUUGCGUCAAAUGCAACACCACAAAAGGCAAUUGGCGACCGUUGUCGAUCAGCUCGUAUUAAUCAGUCGAUAUUAAAUGGUCUGUUGAAUCACAACCUGACCAAUGAACAGGCUAAGAAAAUCAAUGUUCCCUUUUUACAGAUUGCGGGUACGAAUGGGCAGAUGUUAAUUGAGGAUUCAAUUGAGGGUUUCUAUGUUGUCUUUCCAGGUCCAAAGUUCGAGUUACCUACGAAACUUCAACAUAUCGAAAAAUUGAAGUCCUCUAUAAACAUUAUCAAGUCUGUCAUGGAUAUAUAUGAGCAAAUAAGCGAAAUCGUAGAAACUAAAGGAGGUACAAGUAAUGCACUUGACAGUAUUUUUGGUAGUGAUGAUCUUUAUCUGAGUAAACCCGCCCAUUGUAAAGCUGAACUUAUUCAUGAACCGUGGUGGACUCCCAAAAAUAACAAAACCAAACUGACUAUUAGAAUUGCGCAAGCAUUGGAACAAGCAAUUUCAAAUCCGCCUCGAUA